AAAGAGCAAAUAUGCUGUUGUAUUUUUUUCGCCAAAUAUUUUAAUGUUGUUGAGAUAUUUUGAUGUUGAUAACCUGAGAGACGUACAGACAGCCACACUUUCUGUGCUCAAGUUGUAACUAAUGGCUGGAAAAGUUCUCUGUGAGGCAACAAAACUGUACAACAUCCUAAAUCAAUACACUCAUCUACCAAGGCUUGCAGAGAGUAACUACCUUUGCCUGAUUGAUGCACGUGCAGCAGAAUCGUAUAACUUUAGCCAUAUCAUUACUGCUAGAAAUGCAAAAUGGGAUUCUGACCGAAAGUUUAUUAUGCCCGUGGAUGUUGAAGUUGAAAGUAUGAGGUACAUCAUUGUUUAUGACAGCAAUACACAUUCUCUGUUAGAUUCAGGUCCAGCCAUAGACUGUGCAGACUGCUUAGAAAAAGCGAGCCGCUUUCCGGUUCAGAUUCUUACUGGGGGCUAUGAGAAGUUUUCUGCACUUUAUCCUUUCCUAAGAACGCAAAAGAUUCUUUACAACAUUAGGGAAUUGGAGAGCUUGAAUCCCUAUCCUGUGGAAAUCUUACCAGGUCAGCUUUACAUGGGUGAUUAUAGGCAGGCCACAAACCCCCAAAUCCUUAAAGAUCUGAAGCUGAAUGCACUUGUCAAUGUCUCUGAUGAAUGCAGUCUAAUAUUUAAAAAGGCAAACUGCACUGUCCUACACGUCCGAAUUGCAGAUUCUGCAGAGGCAGAUUUCAGCUCUUCAUUUGAGAGAAUGUGUGCUUUUAUUGGUUCUCAUCUCAAUACUGCUUCUCCGGUUUUGAUAUUCUCCACUCUUGGGAUAAGCCGGUGCUGUGCGGUAGCAAUGGCAUAUCUUAUGCAUCACCUGAAAUACACACUUAAGGAGGCCUGGACUCAUAUUCAGAAGUGCAAAACCAGUAUGAGACCAAAUCGAGGAUUUGUGGAGCAACUUUCUGAUUGGGAACUUCAGACUGUUGGGAAGAGAGUGACCGAUAUUUCAGAACCCAACUACUGACAAUAGCCAUAUGUGACAGAAACAGUGCAUCACUGUGCACAGUCACUGAUAAAUCAUAGAUUUUUAUUUACUAUCAAUAAAUCAAUGAAAGUAUAAUAUAUUUCAACUGUAUGCUUCUAAUGCCUUUGUAGCACGCGCGAGUGACGAUACUCUGUCCACCAAUCAGCGCUCUGCAGUGAGUCUAGCUCCACCUUUUAGUACCCUUUCACUGUGCCAACAGAAGGGUACCCAAAAAGUGGUACGGUUCGGCUUUUUGGUACCAUUCACAACUUUUGACAGUGGAAAUGCAAAUAAUUGCGUACCGAGAUUUUCUGUCUAAUUCAAUUUAAUGUUUGUACUUUGCAGAUUUACCAAGAGUUUAAUGUAUGCAUUAUGAAAUUUAAUUAAUAAAAAAAUCUUGGCACUCCAUUGGCGUGUGAUUGAUUUUGACAGUGAAAAAGGAAUGACAUUGUUGACCUGCUCACUAGCAGUGCUGGAAAUAAAGCUCUUAGAAGUCAGUCACUAUACCGGCUGUAAUCAGUAUGAAACAGUGACAAGGCAAAACAUAAACUCAGAAAUUUUAAUUAAAUCCACAACAUUAAAAACAAAUCAGGAAGACUUGUGGCUCGAGGUGAUUCAAUCAGAUGCUGCUUAAAGCCAAACAUGGCUGUUUGUUUCCACAGAACACAAAUGCGAGGAUGAUAUUUGACCAUUAAAACAAACAAGAUGACAUACCAGGUCCCGUUAGAACUAUAAUACUUCAGGGAAAGAAAAAUAACACAACACAUACGAUCCACUCAAAUACAGGCAUGAACAUAAUUCACAAACUAAACAGCAUCCAUUGUUUUUCUUGAUGGUUGUGACAGCAGUGCAUAAAUAAGCCACUUCACAGCUCAUCCACAUUGUCCAAGUAUCUUCCAUUACUUUAUAAGAGAGGAAACAAAACUGUUCUGUUUUGCUCUACCUCAAAAUUGCAGAUUUUAUGUUCAGUUUAUCCAGAGACAGAUAAUUUUCAGCAAAGCCUAAUUUUCCCAAAAAAAUUAGAAUUGAUUAGUUUGUAUUAGUACGGUCAUGAGAGGUACAUAACAUCAGUAUUUACUUGACAUAGGAAUACAGAUGUCACAAUCCAAAAUGCACAGACACAUCUUCCAUACAGCAACUACAGAAGAUCGAGUGUAUUACAACAAAACCAUUUAUGAGACCUAAAUGAAAACAAGAACCUGACACUGUCAAAA
Molecule: messenger RNA, 2223 nt
Organism: Pimephales promelas (fathead minnow)
Lineage: Eukaryota; Metazoa; Chordata; Actinopteri; Cypriniformes; Leuciscidae
Gene: styxl1
Product: serine/threonine/tyrosine interacting-like 1
Biological process (GO): positive regulation of intrinsic apoptotic signaling pathway; protein dephosphorylation; negative regulation of cytoplasmic stress granule assembly
Cellular component (GO): mitochondrion
Molecular function (GO): pseudophosphatase activity; protein phosphatase inhibitor activity; protein phosphatase binding
Source: RefSeq, a predicted model, not a curated record